GACAGCCUCAAAGAAAACGGAGUUGACGCCUCUUGAAAUCCGUCCCCCCCCCCCCGAAAAAGGAGAUGGAUCUCCGCUUGAGGGAUCUGCGCUUGCAAGAGGAGAAGGAAUUCCUGGAGAGCGUGGCACUGCCCCAGGCAGCUGAGGACUCGGAGGAGGCCAGGGACCCAGCGGCCGAGAGUGCUCUGGACCAGUCCCCGGUGGAAGACGCCCGGAGGGGCAGCCGAGGCCAAGCCAUUGUCCCCGAGCCUCUGGACUCCGAUGGUGACUGGCAGCUGCCCUGCAUCCCCAAGUCCCCCAGGGACACUGGCCUGAUCCUGGAUGCGGUCAAGCGCAGCGAGUUCCUCCGGUGCCUGGGGGACGGGAAGAGCCAGCCGCUGGUGGAGAGCUUUGUCCCCGAGCAGCACCAGCCGGGGGGCACCGUGGUGGCCGAGGGGGAGGACGGCCACACCAUGUACAUUGUGGCAGACGGGGAGCUGAGUGUGACGCAGAAAGGGCGCCAACUCCGCCGCCUGCUCCCGGGGGACGUCUUUGGGGAGCUGGCUGUGCUGUACAACUGCCGGCGCACAGCCACCGUCACGGCGCUCACCCUGGUGGAGCUAUGGGCCAUCGACCGGCAGACGUACCGCACCAUCAUCACCGAGAAGGCCAAGCGGCAGAGGGCAGAGGUGCUGGCCGGCCUGCGGAGGGUGAAGCCUCUCCAAGGCCUUUCCGAUGCUUCCCUGUCCCAGCUGCUGGACUCUGCAGAGGAGCGCACCUUCGCCCAGGAUGAAAUGAUCAUCCAGGAAGGAGACGAGGGGAGGACCUUUUUCUUCAUUCUCAGUGGACAGGUGGAGGUGACAAGGAGCGUGGAGGGGAAAGAGGAGCACAUCCGAGUCCUGAAGGCCGGGGAUCACUUUGGGGAGCUGUCCCUCAUCCGCAACAUUCGCCGGACAGCCAGCUGCCGGGCCCAGGAGGAGGUCACCUGCAUUGCCAUUGCCAAGGAGGACUUUCAAGAACUGAGUCCAAUGUGCAGCCAAGAGACGGAAAUGGCAGCGCCAGAGGCUCCCCCUUUCUCUGAGCCCAGACGGGGGUCCUUCCUGGAGGGAGCUCAGAGCCCCCUGCAACUCCAGGACCUGCUGCCUGUUUUCUACGAAGAUGGGGACCAGCGAGGGAAGCCAGUCGUCUUGGGCACGGGGGGCUUUGGCACCGUGGAGCUGGUCCGUUGUGUGGAGGAGGGCCAGGAGCUCUUCUUUGCCCUCAAGCGCCUGCGGAAGGACCACGUGGUGCAGAAGCGGCAGCAGGAACACGUCCUGAUGGAGAAGAAGGUGCUCCGGCAGAGCCGCUGCCCCUUCAUCGUCAGGCUCUUUGCCACCUUCCGGGACAGCCGCCACGUCUACCUGCUGCUGGAGUUCUGCCAGGGGGGCGAGUUGUGGGCCAAGCUGCGCGAGGCCCGCUGCUUCUCGGAGCCGGUGGCUGUCUUCUGCUCUGCCUGCGUGGUCGAGGCCCUGGACUACCUGCAUGCCCAGGGGGUCGUGUAUCGCGACCUGAAGCCAGAGAACUUAAUGCUGGACGCCAAGGGCUACGUCAAGCUGGUAGACUUUGGCUUUGCCAAGGCGCUGAAGCGGGGGGAGAAGACCUACUCCUUCUGCGGGACCCCCGAGUACCUGGCUCCCGAGAUCCUGCGCCACGAAGGGCACGACUUUGCCGUGGACUUUUGGACCCUGGGCGUGCUCAUCUUUGAGAUGCUUGUCGGACGCCCCCCCUUCCACAGUGCUGAGCCUCAGAAGAUCUACAGCAAGAUCAUGGACGGCGUCUUCUCCUUCCCGGUGUUUGUGAGCGAGUCUGCCUGCUCCCUCGUGGCCAAGCUUUGCAGGCGCCGGCCUGGGCAGCGUCUGGGCAACACCAGCAGCGGCAUCCGUGGCAUCCGGAAGCACAGGUGGUUCAGCUCCCUCUCCUGGAAAAAGCUGGCGCUGCGUCAGAUCGAGGCCCCCACCACCGUUCUGCUCAAGCAGGGCUCCCCCUACAUCAACUUCAAGCGCUACUCCGUCUCCCGGCAGCAGCCUGAAGAGGAGUUUUCUGGAUGGGAUGAAGACUUCUAAGCUGCUGGAACCACGGAGGGGGGAGGGCAGGAAGACCCUUCCUUUUUGACCCCACAGACUGGAACCGCAGAUGAGAGGGAGCCCCAGCAGCCUCUCUCUCCCCUCGAAAUGCUUUUCAGCAGGGGCCCCCCCAGCCUGGAUGUCCUCAGCCCCCUGCCCCCAGUGCUUGGCAAAGGCUCUCGUGUGCCCCUUCCUCUCCCCCCACAACUGCCUUCUCUGGGAGCUGAUGGCUGCAGUGGGCAGAGUCACUGUGAAAGGGGGAAACCCUCCAAUCUGCCUUGUCUCGUCCUGCUCAAUGUGGAAAAUAAAAUUAGUUCAGGGAA
This is a messenger RNA of Lacerta agilis (Sand lizard), 2404 nucleotides long. RefSeq names its product cGMP-dependent protein kinase 2-like. The record is from RefSeq and is a predicted model, not a curated record. Lineage: Eukaryota; Metazoa; Chordata; Lepidosauria; Squamata; Lacertidae. The transcript has 20 exons. Gene Ontology annotation, molecular function: cGMP-dependent protein kinase activity; ATP binding. The coding region runs from base 66 to 2081 and encodes 671 amino acids. Gene Ontology annotation, biological process: protein phosphorylation.